Messenger RNA from Hydatigera taeniaeformis, 777 nucleotides. NCBI's taxonomy places the organism in Eukaryota, Metazoa, Platyhelminthes, Cestoda, Cyclophyllidea, Taeniidae. The record is from the annotation of a GenBank genome assembly.
AUGGCAACUACCCCAUUGGCGUACCUGCGAUCUCAUUCACCGGUAGUGAGUGUACCACCAAAGUUGCUGGCAGCCAAACGUGACUCCCUCUUCCUCUGCGAGAGCGACUUUCCUCUAGAGCAGCCCGGGGAGGAAGCAGUAUCCGGAGUGAUAUUUUCUUCCGUCGAUGCUUCAGAGAAGUGUGUAGAGAACUUAGAGAAGGCAACUCUACCACAGACGCCCACAUUGCCCUUUCCGAUGGAUGAAUUGGAGCCUCGGGCGCCGAUAGUUGGCGCCACCGAACCUACUGCUGUCGUGGGUGCUGUCACCAUAACGGAGGUUGUGCCGUUGAGGGUGGCGCCAGCUUCACUACCCCUUCAGUCGGACUACUUACGGAGUGGCGGUGGAAGUACUUUCUCAGAGGAAAGUUGGAGCUCAUCGCCUUCGAAACCAGGUGCCAGUUCCUCUGGUGGAGGAUGGCAUAGAGCGCCUGCCUCGACGAAGACUAGGAGAGCGCGGAAGCGUGCCACUGCGAGGGAGAGGGAGCAGAAGCAGAGGGCAGAGGAGAGGAAGAAGCCAUCGACGUUACAGCCAUCGACAACGGCAAGACGUCGUCGUCAUUGCAAUAGGAAGUUAACUGGUCUUGAAAAUGAGGUCGGGAGUUGUGGAGGGGUGAAUCCGUUGCCGUCUCCUCGCCUGUCGACACCACCUAAGCUGCUGAAUCGCUGCCUUUCUGACGAGGAGGGGGACGAUGCUGACGGGUGGGCUGCUGAGAUCGACCGUGAUUCAUCCUAUUAG